This is a messenger RNA of Drosophila virilis, 7789 nucleotides long. NCBI's taxonomy places the organism in Eukaryota, Metazoa, Arthropoda, Insecta, Diptera, Drosophilidae. The record is from RefSeq and is a predicted model, not a curated record.
CAAUCGAUGUGGCUCACAUCGCUAGCGUUGGUUUUUGUUGCAUACAAAAGACGGAUGGGUCCCGUAAAGUAUACAAGAAUACGAAAAAUUAAGCCAUUAAUUCGAUGAAUUUUAACAAUUCAAGCGGUUAUUCUGUUAUACGUUGUGAUAGUUUCAAAUUUUCACCGAUCACGAACGAUGGGAGCCCAGUGAAACUUAAGCUGGAUGCAUUUCCAUUUCCAUGUCCGCGGCAGCCGCAGCAACAACAAAAGCGAAACGAAAGAAAAGUGAAAUUUGAGCAAAAGGAAUAGCGCAUGCUAGUCAAACAACAAAGAAAUGGAAAAUUUGAAAAUCAGUGAAAAGUUAUUCGAGGAUGUGAUAUAUUAUGUGCUCGGCAGCUUGGAUGAUGAGAGCGAGAGAUUGCUUAAGAAUGGCGGCGCGCAGUCGAAGCUUUACCUUUCGGACCAAAUCACGCAUUUAAUAUGUGCCAGCAACUACUCCGAAGAGGAGCUCUCCAUGAAUCUGGACCUCUACAAUGUGAUACCUGUGAGCGAGCAAUGGAUCUCGCACAGCGCCAAACUGGGUCGCAUGGCCUCCACGCGUGCCUUCGACCCAAGCCAGCCGCGUUUCUUGCGCGGCAUACGUGUCGCCAUCACCAAUGUGGUGGCCAGCGAUCGCCGGCGCCUCUAUGCGAUGCUCACCUUCCAUGGUGCCGUCGUUACACACACGCAUGGAGCCACCAAUACGCAUCUGGUAUGCGGCGCUGCCACCGGCAACAUUUACAAUAAAGCGCUGGCGCUGCCCAAAAAUGCCAUGAACAUUGUCACGCCCGACUGGGUCACUGAUUGCCUCAAAUUCAAGAGCUGUCUACCCUGUGAGCCCUAUCAUCCCAGAUUACUAAAGCCCAUCGAGAAGCAGCGCACCCAAAAGCAGCAACAGCAGCAGCAACAACAACAACAACAACAGCAGCAGCAGCAACAACAAAAUCUGCAGCAGCAACAGCAGCAACAUCAACAACAGCAGCAGCAAUUGCAACAGCAAUUGGCACAACAGCAUCAACAACAACAACAACAACAGCAGCAGCAGCAACAACAUUUAGUACAACAAUUGCCACAACAGCAACAACAACAACCAGCUGCUACACAGCUGUCUGACAUACUAGGCUUUGGGGACGAUAGCGCUGCCCAGAGUAUCGCUAGCAUUAAAUCCCAACUGCAGGCAUCGGCAGAGCGUGCUGCAGCUGAGCAGCAGCAGCUGCAGCAGCAACAGCUGCCACAGCCCGCGCAACAGCAAGUCGUCUUUGUGCGUCCACGCAACAUGCAGCAGCAACAACAAUUGCAGCAGCAGGGUGCACCACAGGCGCCACCACCACCGCCGCCACCCACGCCGCAGCAGCAACAGCAACAAAUCAUAAUACAGCAGCAAAAAAUCAUACCAGCUAAUCUGCAGCAGCAGCAGCAACAACAACAGAUCAAAAACAUUUUGCAGCAGCAGCGACAAAUAAAGAACACACAACAGCAACAACAGCAGCAACUGCAACUUUUGCAGCAACAGGAGCAACAGCAGCAGCAACAACAACAACAGCAACAACAACAACAGCAGCAACAACAACAACAGCAAUUAUUACUCCAGCAGCAGCAGCAGCAGCAACAACAACAGCAACAACAAUCGCGUCUGCCUACAACACCCACCAUGCCACAACCACCCAUGCCCAGUGGACGACAAACGCCGCGCACGCCUCAGCCGGCAACAACACCACAGCCCGUGCAAUCACCGCAGCAGCAAGUGGGACAACAGCAACAAGUGCCGCAACAACAACAACCGUCCGUGUCAGUCUCGCCACAAAUGCUGCAUCAGCACAUAAUGAACAAGCAGCAAAUGUUGCAGCAGCAGCAAAUGCAACUGCAUCAGCACAUACAAAAUGGCCAGAGCCUGACACCACAACAACAGGCGUUGCAGCGCCAGAUACAGCAACAGCAGCAACUGUUGCAGCAGCAAAUGCAGAUGCAGCAAAUGCAACAACAACAGCAACAACCGCAGCAGCAAUCACCACGCAUGGUGCAAAAUCGUUCGCCAGUCAUGCCACCCGGUACGCCUUCACCCUCGCUGCAGCAGCAGCAACACUUGGUUGCGAGCAGUAGCAACAUGUUGCCGCCUCAGUCACCACGACAACUGCAAUCGCCAGCGCCACAAAUGACCCCGCCUCCGCCGCCUUCGCCACAGAGCGCACAGCAGCACUUGCGUCAACAGCAGCAACAAUUGCAACAGAGUCGCCAGCAGCAACAGCAGCAGCACAUGAUGGGCUCCCCGCAACAACAGCCGCCCACGGCCAUGAUGUCGCCACAACAGCAACCAUUCCAACAACCAGUGCAUCAGCAACAACGCAUGCAGCUGCAGCAGCAACAACAACAGCUCGCACAACAGCAGCAGCAGCAAAGUCCUCAGCACAUUUCAGCGCCGCAAUCACCUCAGAUUUCACAAACGCCACCCAUGGCUAGCAAACAACAGCAGCAGCAACCAGCUCAGCAUCCGCAGCAGCAGCAGCAACAGCAAUCCUUUGUGCAGCCCAUCGAUCCCACGGAUCCCGUGCAAGUUGCUCAAGUGCUCAGUCGUUCUACACUGAGCAGCAAUCAGGAUUCACUGAUUAUGCGCCAGCAGCAGUUAAAGCAACAACAGCUGCAGCAACAGCAGCAACAACAACAACAACAACAGCAGCAACAACAACAACAGCAGCAACAACAACAGCAGCAGCAGCAACAACAAAUACCACAACAACAUACGCCCUCGCCAAGACAGUCACCUUUGCAUCAACAGCAAACAACACCACAACAACCAGAGAGGCCCUUACAGCAGCUGCAGCCACAACAGCAGCAACAGCCGCCACAAAUGGCACAGCAACUUGGACCUGGACAGCAGCAGCAACAGGUCAUAACCCAGCGACACGUGAUCAACACUUCAACGGCCCAGGGACAGCAACUAAUACAGAGUCAUAUGAUGAGCAUACAGCAGCAACAGCAAAAGCAGCAGCAAAUGUUGCAGCUGCAACAGCAACAGCAAAUGAUACCUCAGCAGCAGCAGCCACAACAGCAGCAACUGCCACAGCAACAGCAACAACAGCUACCACCUCAACAACAACAGCAGCAGCAGCAGCAACAACAACAACAACAACAGCAACAAGUACAGUUCACGCAGCAACAAAACAUUGCAUUGGGCACAGGCGGUCAGGUUCGCAUCAUACAGCAGACCAUACAACCACCGCAACAACAGCAACAGCUGCUGGGACAACAGUUUGCGCCGCAGCAACAACAAGCACCACAACAACAACAACAACAACAGCAGCAGCAACAACAACCAAUGCAACAACAACAACAACAACCACCACCACCAGCCAUGCAGACCAAAAAAUUCUACAUCAGUCAGCAGCAAUUCAGUCAGCUCAGCGCGCAGCAGCAGCAGCAAAUAUUAGCGCAGAAUCAGCAAAACCAAAAUGUGUUCAUUGUGAAUUCCACAAAUCUGUCACAGCAACAACAGCAGCAGCAGCAACAACUUGUGCAGCAGCGACAACUAUUGCAGCAACAGCAGCUAAUAACACAGCAGCAACAACAGCAACGACUGCAAAUGCAACAACAACAACCACAACAACAGCAACAACAAAUUGUGAUAAAUCAGCAAGUCAUCAGCGAUCCGCAGCGUUUGCAAUACUUGCAGCAGCAACAGCAAUUACUGCAGCAAAAACAGCAACAACAACAGCAGCAGCAACAACAACAACAGCAACAACAACAAAUCAUUGGGCCGCCACAACAGCAGCAGCAGCAAAUUCUUAUACAACAGCAACAGCCAGUGGCACAACAGCAACAACAACCGCCGCCACAGCAAAUCAUGCAACAGGUGCUCAUAAAGCAACAACAUUUGCCACAACGCACGCCACCGCCGCAAUCGCCACAGCAGCAACAGCAACAGUUGAUGCUGCAGCAGCAAUCGCCACAGCAUCACGCACAGAUGCAGCAGCAGCAGGCGCACUGGUCCCCGCAGAGUCCUGUGACAAAUCAGUUGCCACCCACAACGCCUGGCACUCCCACCACAAGCAUGGGCAUGCAAUCACCGUUGCCUGGCACGCCCACAACUCCGCAACAGCAACAGCAGGCGCCACAGCAAUUUGCGCCGCGCGGACUGCGUCCGCAAACACCUUGGCCCGCACAACAGCAGCCACCACCGUCACAGCAACAACAACAACAACCGCAGCAGCAGCAGCAACAACAACAACAGCUUGUGCUGCCGCCUCCGCAGCAGCAGCGCCAACUAAUACAUCUGGAUGAGAAGACGCAUGCGCAUUUCAUGUCGCUAGAUGCACACAAACGUGCCGAAUACAUUACGAAACUGAAUCAGAACAAGCCACGCGUCAUGCUGCGCCAGCAGGUGGCCUAUCAGCCACGCCCCGGUGCGCCCGGUAGCGUGGUGGCCACACGUGCACCGGGCCCAGUGCCAGUGCCUGGACCAGGCACUUCGCACAUUAUUGUGCAAAGCCAAAUGCCGGGCGGACUUACGCAGCAAGAGCAAAUGCUCUGGCUGCAGCAGCAGGGCACACGUCAAGUAGUAGUGCGUGCGGGCGGUGCGCCUGGACUCAGUCCCAUAACGCAGCAACAACAACAACAACAGCCUGGCGGAGCACCUCAACAGCUACCUCAGCAGCAACAGCAGCAGCAACAACAAUUUAAUCCGAAUGAUCCCAGUCAGCAAAUGUUACUGCAACGGCAACAGCUGCGCGUGCAACAAAUACCCAUGCAACAGGCGCCGGCGCCGCAGCUGGGCAAGCAGACCGUGCAGCUCAUUACCGGUCCCAAUGGCCAGCUAAUCGAACAGCAAACCAUUGUUCAGCAGCAGGCGCAGCAACAGCAGCAGCAGCCGACAACACCAGGCACACCCACCACACCUGGAACUGGCGUAGUUGUUGGUGGCGCCGCAGGUGGCAAUAUUAUGACGCAAACUCUGGUCAUGCCCGCAGCAGCGCCCGAUGGUCAACAGCAGCAACAGACGCCGCAGCAGAUGAAUUUGAAAACGAAAACCGCUUUGGCCAACAUGCUGAGCAAUCGCCUGGGCAACAAUGGAGCGCAGGUGCCGCCGCAACAGCAGCAACUACUUUCCAUGAGCGAUGUCCAGCAGCAACAGCAGCAGCAGCAACAACAGCAGCAAAUUGUGCAACAGGUUGUAGUUAGCGGUGCCACACACCAGCAGCAGCAACAGUUGCUGCUGCAACAACAGCAGCAGCAGCAGCAACAACAACAGUUGGUUGCAGCGCAGCAACAGCAAUUGGCAACGGGACAACAGCAACAUGUGGAGACACCAUCUGCUGCUGGCGCACUGCGCAUGAUGGGUCAGCAGCAUAAUGCUGCUGUGGGCGUGCCUGGUCCGCCACGGACACAGCAGGAGCUAGUUCUGUUGCAACAGCAGCAACAACAACAACAGCAGCAGCAGCAGCAAUUGCUACAGCAGCAUCCCCAGCAAAUGCGACGUGUCGUCGGCGUGCCGCAGCAACAGUUACCACAACAGCAUUUGGUGCAACAACAAAUUGUGGUCGCACCGCAGGCGAACAUACAGCAACAACAGCUGCCAGUGGGCGUUCCAGUGCAAGUAGCAGGCGGCCCGCCUCAUGUCUACAUGCAAGUGCGUCCCGGCCAGCCGCCCAUACCGAUGCCGCCGCGACCCCAGUUCUAUGGCCACAAUCCAAACUUGAAGCUGCCGGCUGAUCUCUUCCUAGUCGGCUGCACCUUUUACAUCGUUGAAUACGACGAGACGGACAGCGAUGAGCUGCCCAUUUGGCUGGACACCAUACGCCAAUUUGGCGGCGAUAUCGAGCGUGUCUAUUGCGCCCGUGUGACGCACGUCAUCUGCCGCACCCAGCGGCACGGCAUGGUGAUGCAGGCACUGCGCGAUGCCAAGCGCUGCGUGACCGCCUACUGGCUAAGCGACAUCUGUUUGAAGCGACAGCUAAUGCCACCGUGGCAGCCGCUGCAUUUGCCCUUCCCCAGCCAGUUUGGUUAUCGCAAGCCGCUGGAGCGCUACAUUAUCACAUCGGAGGGCUUUGAGGGCGAGGAAGUUGUGCGGCUGCAGCAAAUGGCCGAGGAAUGUGGAGCCAUUUACACCUCGUACCUGUCCAAGGUGAACACGCUAGUUGUCUGCAAACAACUGGAGGGCAAUAAAUCCAAUGCGGCCAAAGAGUGGAACAUACCAAUGGUCAAUGCCCUGUGGCUCAGCGAUGUGUGCAUCGGAAAUCUGAGCGGGCUCACCCAGUACGAGAAUCCCAAAUAUCAGCAGUACAAUCUGGUGGCGCCAUUCCGCAUCGAAUGCAAUCUGGUGCAGCAUUUGCUGGCCGCCUGGAAAGCGCCCAUUAAUCUCACCCAGGAGGCACACGAGCGUGUCAAGCGUCAUCUUUCCGAUCCGUAUGCGAAUGAGCAGAAGAUUAAGCGGCAGAAACUGUGCGUCUAUCAGGAGCAGCUGCCCGAGCAAAUCGUUUGCAUUGAAUAUCCGCAGACUACAAAACCGCCCAAGGUCAUCUUCUCGCAGGUCGCCGAUGCGGAGGCGCUCAAAAAGGCUGUCGAACUUCUUGGCGGCAUUGUGGUAGACAGUCCCAUAGAUGCAACACAUUUGGUCAUGACGCGUGAGAGUCGCACCUGCAAACUGAUUCAGGCCUGCUGCCAUGUGGACUAUGUGCUCAAGUCCAGCUGGUUGGUGGACAGCGCCAAGGCCGGCAAGUUUGUGCCGCCGGAUGAGUAUCGCAUCCGGCACAUACCCGUCGAUGAGAAUCUGCAGUUCGAUUUGGAUGCUGUGCUGUGUGCGCCGACACGUUCUACACUAUUUGCGGGCAGAUACUUCUAUGUAACGCCCGAUGUAUUUCCGGCACGCGAUGAAAUCAUACGCAUGAUCGAAUCUUCGGGCGGCAAAGUGGAGGCGAAACGACGCAGCGGUGCCGCCGUUGCCGAGGCGCAUGUCCAGGCGCCCGACUCUUAUAUCAUUGUUACCUGCCCAACGGAUAUGCACUUGUGCGCGGAUCUGACGCGACAUGGCAAUCCCAAGUGCCAUAUUGUCUCUACGGAGUUUGUGAUGAGCUCCAUAUUGCGGCAACAGCUGGAAAUUGAGCCUAAUUUGAUACCCUAUUUGUACAACAAUAACAUUUCCAACAGCAGCAGCAGUAACAACAAAUCCUAGCGACAAGCUGUUCUCUACUUCUUGUUGCUUAAAGCUUGAGGCACAUUCAGGAAAUUUUAUAAACUUUGUUAUGUAUCUAUGUACGUAUGUAUAUUAAGAAUCCCAUCCCAUUUUCAUCGAGCCUGUGAGCUGUGAAUGCAAAUCUAGUCCACAUUGAAACUGAUGAAAAUUGGGUAACUAAUCGGUUAUAUAUAUAUAUAUCACAAUCCCAUAUAGAGCUAGCUGGCUGGUGUUAUCAAAACGAUUGAUAAAGCCCUUACUACAGCUAUUUUUACACGCAUCAACAAAUGAUUUGCAGAUAAACUGCAGAUCGAGUCAUUCAAGCGAUCUAUCACAUCUAUAUAUAGUAGAUAGUUACAAUUAAUUAUAAGCAAAAAGUACAUUUUUAUAAAUAUAUAUAUAUAUAUUUUUAUAAACUCAUUAACUAGAUGUAAGUAUAUAUAUAUAUUUAUAAUUCAAUAGAGUAUACGAAACGUUUCACAGAAAUUUUAAUCGGCUGGCUAUUAGAAUUUUAAGCACAUUUCUAUUUGGAUAUAGUCCAUUGUCCAAAUCCCCCAAAUAUUAGUUAGGUAUACUCAACAAAUAAAGCUUAUGUUAUGUAUGUGAA